This is a messenger RNA of Monoraphidium neglectum, 831 nucleotides long. RefSeq lists its product as hypothetical. The record is from RefSeq and is a predicted model, not a curated record. NCBI's taxonomy places the organism in Eukaryota, Viridiplantae, Chlorophyta, Chlorophyceae, Sphaeropleales, Selenastraceae. The transcript has 5 exons. Bases 1 to 831 code for a protein of 276 amino acids.
AUGAGCGUGACGAAGGAUGAGGUGCACGAGUUUCUCAGCUCGAUGUUUGUAAUAGAGCGGCAACAAUUGGCAGACAGCACCGUGCACGGCUGUUUGCCUGCAGUAAAAGGCUCCAGCAUCCCCCUGAAGCUUCACCCCCGCGUGGAAGCUUCCUUUCCGGUCGGCAUCCGGGCCCACGGUGCGGAGCAGGUCGCAGCCGCGCUCGCCACAUACCGGGCGCUACUGGCAGGCGUCGUCUCUAUUGAAGUGUUUGAUGUGGUGGUGUCAGGGGACAAGGCGCUGGUGGUGGGUGAGCAGCUGGUGCGCAGCUUCCUGGAAGACGCGGCGCAGGCGCUCGGCCGCGCGCUGCCGCCGUGGAUCGUAGCCGCGGCCGCGGCCGGGCUGCCGUCUGUGCAGGACGGGCGCGUGCCGACGGCGGUGUCGCUGUCCCUCGGGAAAAACGACGCGGGCGACCCCGUCGUCACCCACAUGGCUGUGGUGUUCAGCCUUCCCGCAGCCCUCUGCCCCAACCUCCGCCUGCCGCCCUGGCAGCAGCGGGCCGCCAAGUCGGCGGGCGACGCCGCCCUGCGGCUGCUGCGCGGCGCCGGCGCCGCGGCCGCGGUGGUGGAGGACAUUUGGAUUGCCGCAUCGGCCGCCUACCGCGCCGGCGCGGCGGCGGGCGGCGCCGCGCUCGACGGCGCCGCGGCGCCGGCUGCGAUCGUGCUCGAGGGGCUGCAGAGCGCGGCGGCCGCGGCGGCGGCGGUCGCGUGGGCGCGGGUGGCGGAGGGGUGGGGGGAGCGGGGCAAUAUUGCACUCCCGCCGGCGGGCGCCGCGGCGGCGGUCGGGCGGUGA